AUGCAUUCGCAGAGAAACCCGAACAGACUAAGCUGCAAAAUGGUGCUUCAAGCGGUUGGAAAAGUACUAAGGAAGUCAAAGACGAAGCCAAAUGGAAAGAAGCCUCCGGCAGAAGAGAAGAAGCUGUACCUGGAGCCGGACUACACCAAGAUCCGCGUGGUGGACUUUGACUUGAAGGAGCUGGUGGUGUUGCCCCGGGAAAUAGACCUCAACGAAUGGCUCGCAAGCAACACGACGACAUUCUUCAACCUCAUCAACCUCCAGUACAGCACCAUCUCGGAGUUCUGCACCGGGGACACCUGUCAAACCAUGACGGCAUGCAACACAACGUACUACUGGUAUGACGAGAAGGGGAAGAAGACCAAGUGCACGGCGCCACAAUACGUCGACUUUGUCAUGAGCGCGUGUCAGAAACUGGUCACGGAUGAGGAGAUCUUUCCCACUAAAUAUGGUAAAGAGUUCCCCAACUCGUUCGAGUCGUUGGUGAAGAAGAUCUGCCGGUACCUGUUCCACGUGCUGGCUCACCUCUACUGGGCGCACUUUAAGGAGACGGUGGCUCUGGACCUACAAGGCCACCUGAACACUCUCUACGCACAUUUCAUUGUUUUCGUAAGGGAAUUCAACCUGGUCGACACAAAGGAGACCUGUAUCAUGGACGACCUGUCUGAAAUCCUGUGCAGCCCGUUGCCUCCGGCGCCCACACCCGCCCCCUCGGCCCCCGCCCCCUCCCCCUCUUCACAAAACCAUGUGACGGAGAGAUGA
Molecule: messenger RNA, 762 nt
Organism: Knipowitschia caucasica
Lineage: Eukaryota; Metazoa; Chordata; Actinopteri; Gobiiformes; Gobiidae
Source: the annotation of a GenBank genome assembly